Molecule: messenger RNA, 1742 nt
Organism: Lolium rigidum
Lineage: Eukaryota; Viridiplantae; Streptophyta; Magnoliopsida; Poales; Poaceae
Exons: 4
Coding region: 1-1356 (451 amino acids)
Source: RefSeq, a predicted model, not a curated record
AUGGAGCUCCACGAGCUUGCCUCGCUCCCGGAGAUCGACGCCCUCGCCGUGGAGCAGCAGAUCGAUGUGCUGCCCGGGCCCGAUGUGGUGCUGGUCGGGCUCCACAGCCUGCGCGAAGCUCCCGCCGCGCUGGAGCGCCUCGAGCUCCACCAGGCUGAGCAUGACUGGCGUACGCUGAACCUCAGCCAGGUGAGGAUGGCCUCUUCCCUGGUCGACCUUCUGAUCAAGAUGGAGCGUAGGCUGGGCAGGCUAGCUCGGGCCAUACUGAGGAUGGAAGCUGCGUCCACGCAUCUGGAAGAUGUCAGCGGUAAAGUACAGAGUCAUUGUUCUCAAAUGGCUGGCCCGUAUGGAAUUUACCUGGCAUCGCGGUCGGGGAUCAAUGCCAUGGGCCGGCUCGACGCCAACGAAAGAGAGAUCAACGACCUGCUAAACGGCGCAGUGGCCAAGGCAAAGUCUCAGCGCUGGUUGACCUCCUAUGAAGAUUUCUACCUUGGUCAGAUGCAGCAGGCCUUGGUCAGCCUACAGGACACAAACCAUGCUGUCGUGCGUCGGAUUGACCGUGUUCGCAAGCUUGUUGACCGACUUCAGGUGUUCUGGAAGCCAACCCAAGAAGAGCUCAGACAUGCCUUAUCAUUGGGCGAUCCAGAGUUGAGGGGGAUAGCACGUAGAGUCUCUUCAUUCAUUCGCAGAUUGCUGGCCAGGAUCCCUACCAGGGGCAAUGAUGUUGUGGAUUUCAUCAACAUGCGUCAGCACCGAGUCAGUAACCGCCUCAACAGGGCUAUUUAUCUGAACCACCAACUAUAUUCUGGACAAUUAAAUGUCAGAUCCCUUCGUGACCUGAAUGAAGUUUCUGCCAUCUCUGCACCCCACAACGCAAAUGCCGGGCUUCCGGUCGCUGUCCGUCAAGUGCAUGUUCAGAUUCAGGGGCUAAAUGUGUUGUCAGCUGCUACUGCCAUGUUUGACAGGGUUUAUGAAGGAAUAGAGCAGAUGGGCUGGACGGUGCAGGGCCUCGGCGCCCUCACCACUGCUAAACAGCUUGAUGAUAGCCUUGUUGCAUUCAGAUCAACUAUCUACCGUCUCCGCAACAUGGAUGUCGUUGCCCCACUUGGCGAAGUUCUUAAACCUGAAUUAUUCAAUGAGAUGAAGCAGCAGGCCUUAGACAUCAACCAGAUCAUGUUCGAUGGUCCUGGAUCAGUUGUGUGUGAAGAUGUUGGUCAGUUCGUGGAAAUGGUGAUUGAGGUUUGGCGGGAUUCGAGGUUACCCGAUGAUGACCAUAAUAUACAUACUAAACUGUGCAAGCUUUGGACAGCACUGGACUUUGCGCGAACAGGAGAAGUCUUCUUUAGAGGGGCCUGAAGGUCCUCCUAUCUGGUUUUGCUAUUCUGCAAGUCCUCCUAUCUGCUAUGAAGUUUUUUCUAUUCUGCAAGUCUGGGGAUCAUGUAAAAACACCAGUAUUCGGUGGGCACUUCGAGAUAAGAUGCUGUCAUUGCUAAUCGGGUCAAGGCUACGACUGAGACUCGAGAUCUUAUCAAGAGAUUCCUCUGCUACUGUUGUUCAAUUGUUGCUACUUUAGUUCGUUUGCUUGCAAAACGUUUGAGAUGUACUCCUUUGGGCCAUACUAUGACUUGGUCGAGUAAAAGUUGUGAUAACAAUCUGGAUGCAUAUUAUGUCUGCUCGUAGCUUUAGAUUUUGUGACUUUAUGUGCGACUUGUUAAUUUAAUAUAUGCUAAAGCUCAAACAUA